AUGAUAGCCAAAAAGCAAAAAUUAUCGAGUGGACUUACCGUUACCUCCAAAGUAUUUGUGAGGUCUCGUAACGGUGGAGCUACCAAGAUUGUUCGUGAACAUUAUCUUCGUAACGAUAUUCCAUGUUACUCGAAGCUUUGUCAUAAAUGCCACACUAUAUUAAAACCGGACUCAAAAGGAGAAUUGCCUCGCUUUAUAUUAUCUGAGUCUCCAACUAGAUUAGAAAAGGAAGGUUCGAUACACUACGUCGUAGUUGAUACUAACAUUAUUUUGCACUGUAUUGAUCUUUUGGAGAAUGUAGACUGUUUCUAUGAUGUGAUCAUACCACAAACAGUUUUGGAAGAGGUCAAAAACAGAUCUUUCCCAAUAUACCAAAGAAUCAGGUCUUUGGUCAAGUCAGACGAGAAGAGGUUCGUGGUGUUCCAUAAUGAAUUCAGCGAAUCAACAUUCAUCGCUAGAGCUAAGAAUGAAUCAUCGAAUGACUACAACGAUAGAUCCAUUAGACAAGUGGCCAAGUGGUAUGCAGAACAUUUACAAGAAAGCAAUGAAGAUAUUAAAGUUUUAUUUAUAACAAACGAUAAAGACAAUUUGCAAAAGGCAAAAACGGAAGGUAUUGUGGACGCAUACAAUUUAACCGACUACAUUGAAGAGUUGCCCAAUGCUGAUGUUUUAAGGGAUUUGAUCCCACAAACAAGCAACAAUGAGAGUUUCAGCAGCUCAGAUGCUAACGAAACCUCAUACCCUGAAUACUACUCCAAUUCAAGAGUAUUGGGAGGUUUGAAAAAUGGUACUUUAUACCAGGGUAUUUUGAACAUUUCAUCAUACAACUUUUUGGAAGGUACUGUGCAGGUUGGCGCUUUUAAAAAGCCUUUGUUAAUAUUGGGUACCAAAAAUUUGAACAGAGGUUUCAAUGGGGAUGCUGUGAUUGUAGAAUUGCUACCAAAAGACAAAUGGAGAGAACCUAGUACUACCAUUAUCGAGGAAGAGGUAAUUGGUGCAGAUGACAAUGCUGACGAUGAUGGUGACGAAGAAAUUGAAUUCAUCAAUGAUAAAGAAAGGAGAUUACUUGCACAGGAGGCUAUAAAAGAAACAACUGCUGCAACAUCGAGUACAGAUGGAGCACACAGUCGUCUUCAACCCACAGCAAAAGUUGUUGGAGUAUCUAGAAGAUCUUGGAGAUACUAUGUUGGUCAAAUUGCUCCUACGUCCGUAUCCAAGGACCAUGACACUGGAAAUUCUGCCAAAUCUUGUUUUGUUAUCCUCAUGGACAAGGUAUUACCAAAGAUCAGAAUACGGACACGGAAGGCUAAGGAAUUGCUUGGGCAAAGGAUAGUCGUUGCAGUAGAUUCUUGGCCAUCAACUUCGAAGUACCCACAAGGCCACUUUGUUAGAUGUUUAGGAGAAAUUGAAAGCGCCGAGGCAGAAACCGAAGCUUUGUUAUUGGAACAUGAUGUUGAGUAUAGACCAUUCCUGAAGAAUGUCUUGGAUUGCUUACCUAAGGAAGGUGAUUCCUGGGUUGUUCCACAAGAUUUUGAGACAACCACUAAAAGGAAAGAUCUUAGAGAUAAAUUAGUAUGCUCUAUUGAUCCUCCUGGAUGUGUGGAUAUUGAUGAUGCAUUGCAUGCUGGUAUUUUACCUAAUGGAAAUUACGAAGUUGGUGUUCACAUCGCUGAUGUUACCCAUUUCGUGAAACCAAAUACUGCCUUGGAUAGUGAAGGUGCCUCUAGAGGUACAUCUGUGUAUCUUGUUGAUAAGAGAAUCGAUAUGUUGCCGAUGUUAUUAGGUACAAAUUUAUGUUCAUUGAAGCCAUAUGUGGAGAGAUUUGCAUUCUCAGUCAUAUGGGAAUUAGAUGAAGACGCUAAUAUUGUAAAUGUUCAGUACAUGAAGUCUGUUAUCAAAUCUAGAGAAGCAUUUUCUUAUGAAAAAGCCCAAAACAGAAUAGAUGACCCAAAGCAACAAGACGAAUUGACCCAAUCUAUGAGAGUAUUAUUGAAGCUUUCUAAAAAAUUAAAACAAAAGAGAUUAGACGCUGGUGCUUUGAAUUUGGCCUCCCCAGAAGUUAAAGUGCAUAUGGAUAGCGAAACUUCUGAUCCAGGUGAAGUUGAGAUUAAAAAGUUAUUGGAGACAAAUUCUUUAGUUGAGGAAUUCAUGUUGUUUGCCAACAUUUCAGUGGCUCGUAAAAUUUAUGAUUCAUACCCCCAAACUGCAAUGCUUAGAAGACAUGCCCCACCUCCUGCAACCAAUUUCGAAGUUCUCAACAAUAUGCUUGCAGUUAGAAAGCCUUCCAUGCCUACUAUAUCGUUGGAAUCUUCAAAGUCGCUAGCUGAUUCUUUGGACCGCUGUAACGACCCUAAGGAUCCAUAUUUCAACACAUUGUUAAGAAUCAUGUCAACUCGUUGUAUGAUGGCCGCAGAAUACUUUCCAUCAGGAUCGUAUGGUUAUCCUGAGUUCAGACAUUACGGUUUAGCAGUUGAUAUAUAUACCCAUUUCACCUCUCCAAUUAGAAGAUACUGUGAUGUUGUUGCGCACCGUCAACUAGCUGGUGCUAUUGGAUAUGAAAUGCUUGACUUGAGUCACAGAGACAAGUCCAAAAUGGAACUCAUUGUCAAAAAUAUCAACAAGAGACAUAGAAAUGCUCAAUUUGCUGGAAGAGCCAGUAUUGAAUACUAUGUCGGUCAAGUGAUGAGAAACAACGAAAGUGAACAAGAGGGGUAUGUAAUCAAAUGUUUCAACAACGGAAUAGUUGUCUUGGUACCGAAAUUUGGUGUGGAAGGAUUAAUUAAGUUGGAAUUACUAGGAGAUGUCAACAGCGCCGAGUAUGAUGAAGAUAAGUUCGAGUUAAAAUUCAAAGAUUUCAACAACAAAGAGAGAGUCAUUGGAGUUUUUGACAAGGUCAAAGUUGACGUCAAGUCUAUAAAGGAUGAAGUCACUGGAAAGAGAAAGGCACAACUUAUUUUAAAAUAG
Dujonia railenensis is the source of this 2964-nucleotide messenger RNA. The record is from the annotation of a GenBank genome assembly. NCBI's taxonomy places the organism in Eukaryota, Fungi, Ascomycota, Pichiomycetes, Serinales, Debaryomycetaceae.